AUGUUUUUUGCAAUUGAUAGGAUAGAAGGUUCAUAUUCUAUACCAGAAUAUAAACAAGAAUUUUAUGUUGAAAGUACAUUGUUAAAGUGUCAUGCUUGUCACAUAUCAUUGAAUUAUAAAAAGAAAUCUGUACUUGAUAAUCAUCUUAAUUUAACAAGAUAUGAAAUUGCAAAAAAUAUUACAAAUAAUUCAACACAA
Cetraspora pellucida is the source of this 198-nucleotide messenger RNA. Lineage: Eukaryota; Fungi; Glomeromycota; Glomeromycetes; Diversisporales; Gigasporaceae. The record is from the annotation of a GenBank genome assembly.